This is a messenger RNA of Danio rerio (zebrafish), 1479 nucleotides long. The record is from RefSeq and is a predicted model, not a curated record. NCBI's taxonomy places the organism in Eukaryota, Metazoa, Chordata, Actinopteri, Cypriniformes, Danionidae.
UGUUCAAUUGUAAAACUUUGUAAAUGUAAAUAAACUGCCAUGUAAAUAAUGAUGUAAAUAAAUGUAAAUAAACUGCCAAUUCCUAGUAUACAAUACCAAGGAUCUGCAAAAUGCAUACGUCUAGUAUCACCUUCAACCAGUUCAGGCACUAAGAGGUGCUGCUGUGUUAUCAAACCAAAUGCAUAACAGCACAAUACACAACAACGGCACCAAUCACAUGAUCAAGAUAUCACCAAUCUUUGUAAAAAUAAUUUGAACGAAGGCUCGAGUGGAGUUUGAACCUGUCAUUAAAAAACGGAUGCCAAUGAAAUUCAUACUGUGAUCUUCAUAAUGGGGGAAACUCUUGCUGCUAUCUGUCUGGAAGCCUGCAGUUGGCAGGGCAGAGUUGUUGGACAGGCGCUUCGUCCGUCCACCCGCCCAUUUCCUCGGAAAAAAAGCAUGGCCUCCCGAAGAAAAGGCGAGAAGAAAAAAAAGACGGUGGAGCUCACUGAAGCAAAGAAGCAACAACACUUGGAUGCAGAACCAUCAGAUGGCAGCACCAAAGAACAAAUGGCAUGCAAAAGGAAGAUGAAACCACAGAAAAAAUAUAUAGGCGCUCACGUCUCAAUUUCAGGAGGAAUAUGGAAAGCAGUGGAGUCCAGUGUGGCCAUGGGAGGUCACGCUUUUGCCCUUUUUUUGGGCUCUCAGCGCUCCUGGACAAGACCAGUCCUUGAUUCAAAGGCUGCAGUUAAAUUUCAACAAGCCUGUGCAGAACAUGGCUUCGAUCCAGUACACAUCCUGCCACAUGGAUCUUAUUUGAUGAACUGCGGUUCUCCUAAAGAAGAUGUGUUCAGUAAGAGCCAGGCUAUGCUUGUGGAUGAGCUGAGUCGCUGCGAUGCAUUGGGCCUCAGCCAGUUUAACUUUCACCCUGGAGCUGCUAUGGACUCCAGCCCUGAGAAAUGCAUGGAGAAAAUCGCCCAAGCUAUUAAUCAUGCACACCAGCAAACCCCUGCUGUCAUUACAGUGCUUGAAAACAUGAGUGGUCAGGGCAGCACCAUCGGUGGGCAGUUCAGUGAACUAAAAGGCAUAAUCGACAGAGUGCGUGACAAGACACGGGUCGGGGUGUGUCUGGACACUUGCCAUGCUUUUGCUGCAGGCUAUGACAUUUCACCACCGGGAGGAGUAAAGAAUAUGCUUGAUGAAUUUGACCGCGUGGUUGGGCUGCAUUAUUUAAGAGCUGUUCACUUAAACGACUCUAAAGGGAAAUUAGGCUCCCACCUGGACCGCCAUGAAGACAUUGGACAUGGCCAGAUAGGUAUUACAGCUUUCCAAGAAAUUGUAAACGAGCCUCGACUGGAUAAUAUCCCUCUGAUUCUAGAAACUCCCGGUCGCCAGGGUUUCGAGUAUGCUGAACAGAUAGAGCUCCUGUACUCCCUUUGUGAAAAAAAGGUGAAGAAAUAGACAUCUACUGGGUGGAAUAAACCUUGUCCUGCAUUUUAA